AUAUUUUCCCAUGACUUCAGAAGUGACACUAUCAUUGAUGACUUUCAUCAUUGUCCUCUGAAUUAUGAGGUGAAAAAAAACAAGAAAAGGCAAACCUCUUCCAGGGCCGUGGGGAUUGCCUAUACUCGGAAACAUAUUGCAAAUUGGAAAGCUGCCUCAUAUCUCGCUCACAAAAAUGAAGGAAAAGUAUGGAGAUGUGUUUCUUGUACAUCUAGGAGUGGUGCCAGUUGUGGUGGUGAGUGGCCUGGAGACAGUUAAGAAGGUGCUACUAAAGCAAGGAGAACAAUUUGCAGACCGUCCAAAACUCUAUACUCUCAGUUUGUUAAAUGAUGGAACAAGUUUGUCAUUUACUGAAAACUAUGGGGAACCAUGGAAACUCCACAAGAAAAUAGCAAAGAUGUGUUUGAGGGAAUUUUCUAAAUCAGCAAGAUCUGCCUCCUCUCCCAGUCUGUUUGAACAAUAUGUAUCGGAAGAAGCAAACCUGCUUGUAGAGACAUUACUACAACAUUCUUCUAAGAAAGGCUACUAUAAUCCCAUAGACCAUAUUACAUACGCUGUUGCAAAUGUUGUCUGUGCACUUUGCUUUGGAAAGCGUUAUGACCAUGAUGAUGAUGAUGAGUUUCUUGGAGUCAUACAAAUCAGCGAAGAGGCACAGAAUUCAGCCGCCUCAGCUGCUCCGGCAGACUUCAUUCCAAUUUUACGUUACUUUCCCCUACCAGGAUUAAAGGCAUUGCUAAAAGCUGUAGACCGGUUCAAUAAUUUCUCCAAAAAACAAAUAAAAGAACACUAUGAUUCAUUCGAUAAGAAUCAUAUUAGAGAUAUCACCGAUGCACUCCUUCUUGACUGUAGCAAACGAAAGCUAAAAGACAAACAUUCUGUUUUGACAGAUGCUCAGGUUUUGUCAACUGUGAUUGAUGUUUUUGGAGCAGGUUUUGACACAACAUCUUCUGCUCUCCAGUGGUCCCUUUUUUAUUUGUUGAAAUUUCCUGAACUUCAAGAGAAAAUUCACAAGGAGAUUGGUACUAAAAUUGGAUUUAGUAGAAUGCCAAGAUUUGAAGACAGAAAAAAAUGCAUUUCAUGGAAGCAUUUAUUCAUGAGGUUUUCAGGCAUUCCUCGUUUUCACCAUUUACCCUUCCACACUGGGCCCCUCAGCUCUGUAACCGUAUGGGUUGUGUUUGCCAGAGAACUGGACCCAGGGAACCCAAAUGUUUAG
Molecule: messenger RNA, 1213 nt
Organism: Spea bombifrons (plains spadefoot toad)
Lineage: Eukaryota; Metazoa; Chordata; Amphibia; Anura; Pelobatidae
Product: cytochrome P450 1A1-like
Exons: 5
Coding region: 176-1213 (345 amino acids)
Biological process (GO): progesterone metabolic process; hormone biosynthetic process
Molecular function (GO): iron ion binding; oxidoreductase activity, acting on paired donors, with incorporation or reduction of molecular oxygen, reduced flavin or flavoprotein as one donor, and incorporation of one atom of oxygen; heme binding
Source: RefSeq, a predicted model, not a curated record